Messenger RNA from Aspergillus piperis CBS 112811, 1497 nucleotides. RefSeq lists its product as uncharacterized. Bases 219 to 1247 code for a protein of 342 amino acids. The transcript has a single exon. The record is from RefSeq and is a predicted model, not a curated record. NCBI's taxonomy places the organism in Eukaryota, Fungi, Ascomycota, Eurotiomycetes, Eurotiales, Aspergillaceae.
UAUUCUUUGACACUUUAAAACGUUCCUGACAUGCUACUGACUCGACGCAUUUGCUCUAAUGCCAGCGAUUAUCAAUAUACAAGCUACCGUCAUCGAACAGUUGUAUUGCACCUUCGAUCUUUAUACACACCACGCAUCCCAUUCUUAGACUUUCUUGCCUGCACCGAAAGAAAACCGGCAAGCUACACAGCUGUUUGCUUCACAGCCCCGCGUUCCUGAUGCUGUUAGCUUCUAUUGUGCCUUCAAGGGCCACUACCACAUCCAGAAGGGCUGUGGGGCAGCAGUCACGAACAUCUGCCGGGAUACUGGAAAGCACUUAUAACUCGCUAAACAGAGGCUAUAGGGGCAUACACUUGUGGAACAAGAAAAGUGAGGUCGUCAAACACCGGCUAGACACUGUUCUUGAUGGUCUUGAUUUUGCCAGAGACUCCCAGCUUGCAACUCGCUCAAACACCUCUUCGCAGGAACUGGCUACAAUUAGGGACGGUACAGCACAGAUUGGGGUAUCUCAGGCGAACCUACGUGCAGACCUUCGGAGACCAGAGUUUAUGAAUCGGAAUUGGAUACCGCAUUGGAGUUACCAGAAAAGCUCCAUUGCUGCCGCAUGCAUAUUUACGGCCGUUACAGUAAUGGCUCUGACUUUCUUGGCUAUCUUAUCCAUCAAAAAGGCUAAAAGAAGCUGGGAGCGACACAAACGUGAAAAGAAAGAUUAUGCAAACUCCGGAUACUCUGCUCUCUCCUUGAUCGAAGAAGGCCACAAAAUGACUGCGACGAGCAGCAAGCAGAUAAGCCGAGAGACUUUGAUGUUCAGUAGGAGUCGCUCGCCAUCUCCGACCUAUCUCAUUGAACAAGACGGUCCCUCCGUGACGAGAGUUUAUCACACUAGCAGAAGCGUCUCUACCAUUACGCUCGACUCACCCAGCUCUACUCUGGGAGAUGCAGGCACUACAACUGAGUUGAACGCAAUACCGGGACGUCCAGCCAGCGCGUUGAAACGUUCCCGCCACGAACGUCAUGGCUCGAAGGCCAGAUCAAUCGUUGUCGUACCAUCACCCUUGAGGGCAUUCUCGGUGAAGCCGAUGAUACACCACACAGACCCAGCCUACGGCCUGGAGCGGACUUUUUUGAACGUCGAACAUGAGGACGGUAAUGUCCCGUCGAACAGCAAGCGUGACUCCGCUGGUGGUAACAGCUUGUUUAAACUUCCAGCAAUCCAAAGAACAAUGUCGCCUCUUUUCUCCUUUUGAUUUUACAGGACUAUUGGAUGGUGUGCUUGUUGGGUACGUGUUUGGUCUAGUCACAUCCGACUUGAAGUUGUUUUUCCAAGCUGGAAUUGGAAGUCAGGGAUUUUUCGUCUUCUUUUUUUCCUUUUCCUUUCUGUCGCUAUAGCUAAUUUUUUCUCACCGUGAACACAUGUACAAGUCCUUUUAGCUUACGAAUGUCCUUCCCAGGACUGAACUAAAAGAAGGCCAUGCACCUCAAUAGACAAAAGUUGUC